GCCUGGUAGAGUUAUAUCAAUAACUACACCUGAGGAUUUACCCUUUGCCUUUGAUCUAAUGACAUUUGUAGGGGGACGUAUCCUCCCCCUUAGUCAGUGCAUGCAGCAGCAGCAGCUGCAGCAGCUGCAGCAGCAGAAGCAGCAGCAUGAUAAAGAAGAAGAAGAAGAAGAAGCAGCAGCAGCAGCAGCAGCAGGGGGAAUGGUAGGAGCAGAACAACAUACAGAUAAUAGCGACGCAGAGGAAGAAGAGGACUCUUUCCCUGCAGCAGAUAUAGCAGCAGCAGCAGCAGCAGCAAAGGAAGCACCAGCAGCAGCAGCAGCAGAUGCACAGGAAGCAGAGGCACUUUGUCGUGCAGCAGCAAUAGAACCACCAACAGCCCCAUCACCAGAAUCAGCAGCAGCAGCAGAAGAAGAGCCACAACCAACAGCAGCAGCAGCAGCAACAACAACAACAACAACAGCAGCAGCAGCAGCAGCAGCAGGACUAAGUUGCUUAGGGGAGGUAUCAACAGGUAUAUACCCAUUAGGGGCCCCCCCUCUUCUUGAUUUAUAUGCAGAGGCUGUGUCUCGUUGCAUGCAAGGGAACAGCGAGGUGCAGGGGCUGCAGCAAGCAGCAGCAGCAGCAGAGAAAUUAUAUUAUAAGACAAGACCAGCAGCAAGUAAGGAAGGAGCAGCAAGAGCAAAAGAGAUGCUAGCAGCAGCAGGAGGGCUGCAGCUACUAUCUGCUGUUCGUUACCCUGAGGGUUUGCUGCUUCCUCCUGUUGCUGCUGCUGCUGAUGAUGAUAGUGGUGGUGGUGGUGCUGCUGCUGCUCAGCAGCAGCAGCAGCAAGAGCAGCAGAAAAAGAUGACAAAAGAGCAGAAAGAGAGAGUGCAGCAACUGCAGCAACUACUGCAUGCACAGCAGCAAGAUGCUGCUGUCCCGCUGCAGCUGCUGCAGCAAAUAAGAAACUUUAGGCCUAAGGUAGGGGUACAGGGGAGCGUACUUAGUGCUGCUGCUGUUGAGGGAAUUAGCAGCAGGAAGCAAGAAAAAGAAAUAAUUGCUGCAGCAGCAGCAGCAGAAGCAGCAAAACAUCUUAAUGCUGUUAAUCAGCAAGACACAGAUAAUUAUAUACAAGACACAGACACAGAAGAAGAAGAAGAGACACAACAGCAGCAGCAGCAGCAGCAGCAACAGCAGGAUGGGGAGGAGGAGGAGGAUGACACAUCACAGACCACAAGCAGCAGUAGCAGCAGCAGCAGCAGCAGCAGCAGCAGCAGCAGCAAAAACAGCGUGCUGCAUGCAUUAACAGCAGCAGCAGCAGCAGGGAGAGGAGACACCUCAAGGGGUAAGCAGAGAAGAAUAUAUCUGACAAAGAGACAACAACUAAUAAAUUAA
Messenger RNA from Eimeria maxima, 1375 nucleotides. Its product is annotated as ATP-dependent RNA helicase, putative. The annotation marks the transcript as partial. The record is from RefSeq and is a predicted model, not a curated record. The transcript is spliced from 2 exons. Lineage: Eukaryota; Apicomplexa; Conoidasida; Eucoccidiorida; Eimeriidae.